Molecule: messenger RNA, 4555 nt
Organism: Papilio xuthus (Asian swallowtail)
Lineage: Eukaryota; Metazoa; Arthropoda; Insecta; Lepidoptera; Papilionidae
Gene: Tmtc2
Product: Transmembrane O-mannosyltransferase targeting cadherins 2
Exons: 11
Coding region: 239-3073 (944 amino acids)
Biological process (GO): protein O-linked glycosylation via mannose
Cellular component (GO): endoplasmic reticulum membrane
Molecular function (GO): protein binding; mannosyltransferase activity
Source: RefSeq, a predicted model, not a curated record
AGUCAGCAUCGUGAGUCGACGGAAGUUGAACGGAAAAUGUCACACAUCGAACGUGUCGGUUUAUGAUUCUGCGUUCGGGUUGACAACGUCACGUCUACAAGUCGCUUAUGGGAAGUGCAUCGGGCGCAUCAGGAGUGCAGCAUUGCUGGCGCCUUUGACUAUUUGAUUCGACUGACACCAACAGACUGACCAGAGGUGGGAGUAAAGCACCGCUGAUGCCCGCACCGGAGCCAACACAAUGGAGCAGUGGGUCACGGCGGCCAGCGCAUUGUUGGCCUUCCUCUUGUACUAUAACACGCUCGACGCCGGAUUUGUUUAUGACGACAGACGGGCGAUCCUCUCCAACCCGGACGUCAUCGGGCAUACUCCAAUAAAGGCUUUAUUUGAAAACGAUUUCUGGGGAACACCGCUCACGGAUCCCGGCUCGCACGGCUCGUACCGCCCUUUGUGUGUGGCUUCGUACCGACUGAAUUAUGCCCUGAGUGGAUUCAAGCCAUGGAGUUAUCACUUUCUGAAUAUAUUGUUCCACUCGGUGGCGACAGCCCUGGUGGUAACGACAGCGCGCCGGCUGCUACCUGCUUACUGCACUCGAGUAGGUAGCGCAGUAGCCGGCCUAAGUUUCGCCGCUCAUCCGAUACACACAGAAGCUGUAGCCGGCGUAGUUGGGCGGGCGGAUUUAGCAGCGUGCAACUUUUUCCUAUUAAGUUUUUUACUUUAUUGUGAACAUUCGAGACUAAGGAAUGAGCAUCAAAGGAAGCCAUGCCGGCAUAUCAAUAAAGAUUUAACACAUCGACAACUGUCAAUUAAUGUACAAAUUUUAAGAUUCAGUUGCCAUGGAUUUUUCGAACAGAUAGCUACAAAUUUUCGAAAGCUUCUGAAAGCUAGUAAAAUUGGGACACCAGUGAUGAAAACGUGCGAUGUCGAUUCUGGUACUCUGAAGUUAAAAAAGUGUCAGUGUAACAGUGACGUAAGUGCGUAUUCGUAUGAACUCAUGCAGUGGUUCACGUUAGCGGGAACACUUUUGUUUGCGACUGCUGCCACGCUUUGCAAGGAGCCGGGGAUAAUGGUUGUACCACUUUGUAUCCUCUACGACCUUUUGAGAGAUACGCGUCACGAUGAGUCUUCAUUAAAGUAUCGAUGGCGAAGUAUUUUCGCCCUGGGAACUGGUGGUUUUAUACUUCUCUUCUGGAGAUUAAAAUUCAAAGGGAACCCAUCACCUUUCGCUACUGCGGAUAACCCUACAGCGCGGGACCCAUCUUUUUUUACCCGACUUUAUACUUUUGCGUACCUGCCAGUGUUUAAUUUUUUUCUCCUCUUAUAUCCAUUCCAUUUAAGUUUCGAUUGGUCAAUGGAUUCAAUACCAAGGAUAACCUCAAUCUCUGAUCCGAGAAAUAUAUCAACAGUGUUAUUUUACGUUGCCUUAUCGAAAGUGACAUGGCGAGCAUUUCUGAUGCAACUAAAAAUAUUUCACGACAAAAAGAUAAAAUUUUAUAAGAAGGCAGCAUUGAAAAUAAAAUCUAAAUGGAAUUAUAAUUGCAAGAAGCAAAUGAAACUUCUAGAAAUAGAAAGAAGAACUGUUAUAGCUAACAGUAUAGCAAGCAAACCAUCGAUGUGCCCAUGUAACGGAUGUAAACACUCCUUAACAAUGGAUCAUACUUCUGUUUGUCGAAUAAUUAAUAAUAAUAAUACACUGAUGCACAAUUCUAAUUGCAUAUGUGUGAAACCACAAGAAAAAGUAAAAGAAAAAGAAACAGUGAAAGUUCAAAUAGCUAAGAAGUACGUGUACAGCACACCACAAGCGUCUAUUAUUGUUUUUAUAGCAUUCAUGGUGCUACCGUUCGUGCCGGCUUGUAAUAUUCUAUUCUACGUGGGUUUUGUUGUUGCUGAGCGUGUGCUUUACAUUCCCAGUAUUGGAUUUUGUUUAUUACUCGGACUUGGGGCAGGUUCUUUGACAAGGAACUGGAAUAGGAAUGAAAUAAGAUGCCGAAUUUUUAUGUUUGCAUUGAUGAUUACUCUGCUGACGAUGUGCGGGUGUACGCUGCGCAGGAAUCUAGAUUGGCAUGAUGAAGAAAGUCUGUUCAGAAGCGCGUUGCAUAUAAAUCCCCCGAAAGCGUACGGGAACCUGGGCAGCGUACUCACCACACAAGGGAGGAUAGCGGAGGCGGAAGUUGCAUUCGGCCGGGCUCUCAAAUACAGGCCAAACAUGGCCGAUGUGCACUACAAUUUGGGAAUCCUUCUGGCAUACGUGAACCUUGGUACAUCACUUAUGGCGGAUGGCCGGCUAUCAGAGGCAGCGAGUGCCCUUCGUACGGGUGCUCGUGUGGAAGGUCUGAGGGUCAGGGAUAGAAGAGAGCAUGAUGCUGCUAGGGUAUCAGCUCUGGUGCAGUUGGCUACGCUACACUCCCAACGUGGACAUUUUCAUAAAGCUCUCUCGGCGUACAAAGAAGCUCUACAAAUUCUGCCAGAUACGAACGCACCUGUCGUUGGAUGGACAAGACAUAGUGUCUUGUCGAUGGCUGGCGACAUUUACAUACAACUACAACAAUGGCCACAAGCGGAGCAUAGCAUACUCUCCGCUUUGGCUGUCGCGCCGAAGGAUCUGGGCACACAUAUUACGCUAGCUCAGAUUCUAGCGAGAAAUACAAGUAGAGCUCUAGAAGCAGAAAUGUGGUUCAAAAGAGCAGUUACAUUAGCACCCGAUGAUCCCUCAGUAAGAGAUCAAUUUGGUAUGUUCUUGAGAUCACAAAGAAGGCUACGCGAGUCAGCGGAACAGUUGGUGCGCGCGGCGCAGCUGUCGCCGGCGGACGGUGCACGUGCGGCCGCCGCGGCACGUGCGCUGCGAGAUGCACGUCGCUGCCGCUCCGCCGAGCGCUGGUAUGCUCGUGCUGUUGAACUCAAUCCAGAGGACGCAGCAUACCAUUCUAAUUUGGGUGCGAUUCUGCACUUGAACGGUAAAUAUGCCGCCGCAGCCGCGUCCUAUCGCCGCGCUCUACAGUUGCAGCCCAACGACGAAAUAACAAUCACAAAUUUAAAAAGAGUUCGAACAUUAAUGAGUAAACAACGUAGAAAAUAAGAUAUAAUAUAGAUAGCACAGCGAUUUACCUAUUAUUAUCAAUGGAAUUAAAUAGGAUGUCAAUUGCCAAAUACAAGAAUGUAACAUGCGUAAGAUGUUGAUUUGUACCUGCUGCAGUCUUAAGGAAUGUAAUAUUUUAUAUUGUUCAUUUUAAAUAUAAUGCUAGUAAAUGUAAGAACAAAACAUGUUACAUUAAGAAAAUACAAGGCUAAAACAUUAAUUCAGUAUGUAAUCCUGAUACAUUUGUCUAUUCAAAAUAACAUGUUUAAACGAACACUAUACGAACUAAUCAUAAAUUAAACGGAUCCAAACCUGUCAAAGUUAAUAACACGUAUAACUAAUAUUAAAUUCUGUAUUAAUUACUACUUGUAUGAUAUUUAUGAGCACAAAAUGAGCUCAUGAGAACAGCCUCAUAAUAAUUUCAUUAGAUAAAUCUAUUUAUAGCCAGCGAUACGUUGGAAUUGAUUAUUUCGGAAUUGAUAUUUUGAACGAGAACACGUAAUGAAAAUAUUUUACACAAGAAUUUUAAUAUUAAAAUAAAACAUUGUCAGAGUCAGGAAAAUACUAUUUAGUGUUAAAAGCAGUCAUAUCAAAAAUCACGUGUUAAUACCAUAAUAUCCUUGUGAAAAUGUCUACAUUCUGCUAGACAUUACAUGAAAUAUUAGUGAUAAGUGUUACGGUAACUGUAUAUCAAUUUUAAAAUAAAUAAAUUUGUAAUUAAAAAAAAAAACUGUUUAUAUUAACAGGCACAAUCUUUUGUUUUUGCAGCAAUUGUUUUAAGCUACAUAUGUAUCUGACAAUCAUGGUCCUAAUUCUAGUCUACGUUCAAGGGUCUUCGAACAACGCUGUAGUAGUAGAUAGAUAUUUGUACUGUAAAUACUUUUUUAAAAAUAAAAUACAAUUUUAUACGCGUGCUAAUGUCGGUUACAAUAAGAAACCCAUCAUUUUGAAAAUUUUGGGUAUACUUAUUUUCAUCUACAUUUAUUUCGUCUUCCAUUAUAAUUUUAAAUGUCUAUUUUGCAAUCCAAUAAAUAAUAAUCGUUAAAGGCUAGUGUAUAUUUAAAAAUGUUUGUUCUCUUGUUUGUUAAAAUGCUAAACAACUUUAUUUAAUGUCGUAUAAAACACAGUUUCCUUCAAUAUCUCCUUUCUUUUGUUAUUUAAUAUUAAUUUAUUUACUAAUUUUUAAUGUAAUAUUUUAUAAAAAAAACGUGUACCACAGGAUGCGGAAUCCCCUGACUUAAGCAAACAACGGUAAGGGCUGCAGGGACAGGAUUCUUCCCAUGAUUAAUAUUUUUAAAAUGAAUUAACUACAUAACAUUUUAAUUAUUUUAAUUCCUAUGUAUACGGGCUUUUAAUUUGUAAUAAUAUUUUUUUUGUUUCAUUGUAAUUCUUCAAUAAAUGAUACUUCGAACAAUGAUAUUUGUUAUUUAAAUUUGAUAGUAACAUGUUUUAAUAAUUAAUUUGGUUUUGUACUAUCACUAA